AUGGGUAGUGAUGAUGCAAGGGGUAGUCAUGACGCCAUGGGUAAUCAUGACGCCAUGGGUAGUCAUGACGCCAUGGCAGGUGACAAUGCAAUGGCUGCUGUUGAAGAUGCCAUGGCUAGUGGUGACGAUGCCAUGGCUGGUGGUGACGCCAUGGCUGGUGGUGAUCCCAUGUCUGGUAGUGACGCCAUGGAAGGUGAUGCCAUCAUGGAUGUUGGCGACACAAUGGCUGGUGGUGAGGCUAUGGCUGGUGGUGAUGCCAUAGCUGGUGCUGACGCCAUGGCUGGUGGUGCCGCCAUUGCUGGUGGUGACACCAUGGCUGAUGGUGACACCAUGGCUGGAGGUGAUCGCAUGGCUGGUAGUUACGCUAUGGCUGGUGGUGACUCCAUGGCUGGUGAUAACUCCAUGGCUGGUGAUAACUCCAUGGCUUGUGAUGACUCCAUGGCUG
Molecule: messenger RNA, 445 nt
Organism: Procambarus clarkii (red swamp crayfish)
Lineage: Eukaryota; Metazoa; Arthropoda; Malacostraca; Decapoda; Cambaridae
Source: RefSeq, a predicted model, not a curated record